Molecule: messenger RNA, 2244 nt
Organism: Ambispora gerdemannii
Lineage: Eukaryota; Fungi; Glomeromycota; Glomeromycetes; Archaeosporales; Ambisporaceae
Source: the annotation of a GenBank genome assembly
AUGGCUUUAUGGUUCGAGUUUUGGGUUUCGAUAUCUCUUUAUUAUUUAUUAAAACGACCGUUUCCAAAUGUCGACAUAUUUGACGUCGUCGCCUUGUUGAUCGGAGUUUCUUACUGCUACCGCAUUCUAUGCAAGCAUUGUGUUUCCCUGCUUGACAAAUUGCCAGUAUCGGAUCAUAAGAUUUAUUUUGCGAGAACAUUUCAUGCGCGUUUUUUUCCAACGCGUCAUGCAUUUGAAUAUCCUGUAUUGUAUGUUGGUGUCGAUCUGGAUAAACUUUCUUCUGGGAAUGUGUUUUUAUGGGGCAAAGAUUCCGUGUUUGGGAUUUUCAAUAGGAUUUUCGCGUAUAAUCAAUCAGCAUUGUUCAGUGUUUUUGCCGAUGAUUAUUUGGGUGAAGUGCGAUUGGAAAAUAGUGACGAUGAUAGCAAACCAGGUGUGCCCAUUGUUCAAAGCAUCAAAGAAAAAUUGCUCUGGCAUAUUCGAAGACGCAAAAUAUCUACGGAGAAUUUAAAGCAAAUUGAAUUAAUUACUACACCGAGAUUUUUCGGAUAUGCCUUUAAUCCAGUCAGCUUCUAUUUUUGCUAUGACAACAACCAAGAGCUCGCCGUUAUUGUCUUGGAAGUCAAUAACACAUUCGGAGAAAAACAUUUAUAUGUACUUUCACGGAAUACGGGAGAUGAUGCAACGAUUCGAAAAGGAUACGAUCUGAGCUUUACAUUUCGUCGUGCCUUUCACGUAUCACCAUUCAAUGAUAGAGAAGGAUUCUAUCAGGCAUUUUGUAGAAUUCCGUCCAAAGGGAAACUUGAUAUGCGUCUAGUGAUGUAUACGGAACUUUCGGAGUCUCACAAUGAUGAACCAGGAUCUAUUCGACUUGGCAAAAAAAAGAUGGUGGCCGUUGUGUCUGCUUCUUCCUAUCCACUUUCGUUGACUAGUCUGUUUUGUGCCAUGAUAACUUAUCCAUUAGAUGUAUUCUUGACAAUGCCUCGAAUAUUAAAAGAAGCAUAUAAACUUCAAUAUCAAAAAAGAUUGGGAAUUUUUCAUAGACCUAAUCCUAUAGAAGGAACCGUAGUAAAACUGGCACCUAAUUUUAUUGAUCGUUAUGCUCAACAAGUUACCAUGAAAUAUUUGCAUGAAUUGGUUGCAGUUUGUUCAGAACCAAUUUCUCUUACGAUUCAUCUUCCUUCCUUCAAUGAAUCACCGAUUCAUAUUCCAAUUCAAGUCAGAAAUACUAAUUCGUUCGAAGAACAAAAUCGAGCACAUAAAAAAAUCGUUUUGCAUCUUUCAAAUUACACUUUUUUCACAAAUUUUCUAUUUGAUCAGAGUAUUUAUCGCGCUCUUAUUGUUGGAUAUUUUGAAAAAGCAUGGGAAUGCAAUGACCUCUCCUUACUGCUGGAUUUCUUUUUCAACCUUACAUUGAGAGAGAACAACGAGGAUGAUUAUUUUAAGAAUAAACCAUACUUAAUCGUUUGGGCAGCAAAGAUUCGAAGAUUUUAUUUGAGGAGUGUCAUUAAUGGAAAAGAUUCUGGUGGGCUUGAGGCAAAAAAAGAAUUUGAUCGAUUGAUUCAAAAAUUAUCGUUGAAUAAAAGCAAAGAUCAAGAAUUCACAACUGCAAUAGUACAAGAUGAUGUGCUAUUUUCUGAAACGAAUAUGAAAAUUCCAAUUCGAAAUCUUUUGGAUGCAAACAUCAAGAUUUGUGACUUCAAACAUAUUUAUAUGUUUAGUUCACAUUCAUCUGGUUCUAUCAAAGAUCUUUUAUCGUUAGUGAAUGACAAACUUCAUUUGCUGCCAUUUCCACCUCGAUAUUUUCCCAAUGAACUAAUACGACAUCCUAUUGAUAAGAUUGUACUCACCUCUUCAGCAUCUAAAAGUGACCGUUUACAACAUUUUUUGAUUUUGCUUAUUGGUGCCAUGUUGUACAAAUUAGACGCAUGGUUUUGGCAAAAAACUACAGACUUUAUAGAGGGACCACAUGGUAACCCUUUUGUUGUAGAAAAAUAUAUCUGGGAAGGUGUAGUAGAUUUGAUCAAAAGAACUAGUGGUAAUAACUCAUGCGAGAAUAUACUAGAUGCAUGGGAAGUUGUAUUUGAAAGAAAAGAUGAUCAAUUACAUUUGAUUCCACCUGUUCCCUUGACGAAUUUUCCAUGGAGAUCAAGAGAACAAUCGAAUCAUAUUAAAGAUUUUCAAUAUCGGUUAUGGUCGUUUAUGAAAACUUUUAGGGAAGUUGUACUUAUUAAUCGUAAUACAUAG